AUGAAUAAGUUUUUCCGUGUUUCACUUUUAGUUUUUGUAAUCACACAAACUUCAAAUAGUAAUGGUGCGGCCAGAAAUCGUAGAUGGAGUUUAUGGCCAAGUGAAGAAGUUAAAAAAGAUAUUCAAACUGGAAAGACAUACUCGCAACUUCCACCUGAUUAUUUAUAUUUGUUACCUGGAGUUAAUGAUCACAAAGAUAUUCAAAGGAGAGCUGGUGGUCAUCCAUACCCACCUCCUGGACAUCCGGUAAGAUUUGUUAAUCCUCCAAGGAUGUCAGGUCAAACACAACAACAAAGAGUUAAUCACAUGCCUUCUGUUAAUACUCAAAAUCAGCAGCAACAUCAUCCACAACAAGCUCCAAAAAUUAUCAUGAAACCUGUAAAUCCAAAUCCCAAUUUCAAUCCAAGCAUCUCCUUGAAUGGCAGAGUUCAACCUCUUCCAGACAUUCAUCAAAAUCAACGAUUUGUUCAUCAAAAUUCAGGCCACAAUGGAGUUCCAAUUCAACAACCGUUCAGUUCGAAUCAACAUUUGCCAAUAAAGAAAUCUUUUGAUACUUUACCAACAGCUGUCACAUAUGAACCUUUAUCGAUUAAAACUGCAGCAAUUGAAGAAUUUUAUUAUACUAAAGAAUUUCGAGAUUUGCUUAAGGAGUUUAAAAUCAAAGCUGACAUCACAAAGUUACCACCAAUAACAGAUGUGAUGAUGAUAUUGGGAACAGAAAAUGCAGAAGACACGAUCGAUGGCAUUCGUGAGGUUGCGCAAUCACAAGAAGGAAUGGAACUUAUAAAAUCAUAUUUAGAUCAUGACGAGAAUCGUAUCGACGAUGACGAAUUCUAUAAUUACGAUGAAGAUGUCCGAGCUGGUGAAAUUCAACUCAGUCAAUCAGAACAAAUUCCAUUCAUUCAAAGUCAUGACUUACUUCCAGAACAGUAUGGAGUUCCAUCUAAUGAAUAUGGACCACCACAUCAAAAUAAUGAAGUUCCUGAUAAUAUGAUUCAACCAGUUCAAGGACCAUUCGAUUUUCCUUAUCCAACUUACGAAGUUCCUACAAAACCAUCGCCAUCACCACCAUCAAAUCAACCAACAAAAGCAUCAACAACAGGAACUUUAACUGGAAAUAAUCAAAAUGGAAGUCCAAGAAUUUGGUGGAGACCGUCAACAUGGUUCAACUCUGCACCACCUACAAGAGUUGAAUCAUUAACAAAGGACGCUCAAUUACUUGGCAAAGUCACAAGUGUUCCAAGAUCCGGCACAUGGUGGGACGUUUUACGAUAUGUUGGUCGCUUUUUAACACCAACUACAAGAGAAAAAGUUCCAUUAAACGAGACUUCAAACCCAAAAUCAUCUGUUCAACGACAAUAUAUUCAUCCUAACAUUCGACAAACUUCUGGAGAGUCGCCAGUUUUACCAGCAAUUCAAUUAACACAAGAACAAUAUUAUCAAAUGGUUCAAGCACUUCGAGAAAGUUCAGCAGGUCAGCAAUAUAUGGAUACAAGUUCAACGUUCAAUUCUUAUCCCCAAGAAGCUGUACAGAAUAAUUUCUAUCCGAAAGAUGUCAUUCCAACAAGCUUUUACCUUCAAGAAAUGAUGCAAAAUAAUUUUAAUCAACUUGAAACUCUUCAAAGUAAAACAGAGAAAGUUGAAACAACAACAACAAAGAAACCCACAGAAACAAAAUUUUCGAAUCCAAUUAAUGUUCCAUCUGAGAACCUUGGAAAACCUUUGAGUUCUAAUUAUGUGUUGGAUUUGCCACCGAAACCUCCACAGCCAACUCUCGAACUUCCGAAUGCAGAGACGUUUAAUAAUCGCAGAAAUUUUUUCCCACCAACAGAACCGAAACGAAACGCGCCUCAUGACUUUAUAGCAUCUGGAAGAGUCCAUCAAGCAAACCCUGACGAAGUUUGGAAUAAAUCAAAAUCUUUAGUUCAAACUAAUGAAGAUGAGAAAACAGUCAUUUCAUCGAUUUCUGACUUAACUGAGCAAUACCAAAAUGAUCAACAACAUCAGUAG
Messenger RNA from Clunio marinus, 2010 nucleotides. Lineage: Eukaryota; Metazoa; Arthropoda; Insecta; Diptera; Chironomidae. The record is from the annotation of a GenBank genome assembly.